Populus trichocarpa (black cottonwood) is the source of this 385-nucleotide messenger RNA. RefSeq names its product L-ascorbate peroxidase, cytosolic. Gene Ontology annotation, molecular function: heme binding; peroxidase activity. Bases 1 to 357 code for a protein of 118 amino acids. The transcript has 4 exons. Gene Ontology annotation, biological process: response to reactive oxygen species; cellular response to oxidative stress; hydrogen peroxide catabolic process. NCBI's taxonomy places the organism in Eukaryota, Viridiplantae, Streptophyta, Magnoliopsida, Malpighiales, Salicaceae. The record is from RefSeq and is a predicted model, not a curated record.
AUGAGAAAAGAUUACAGCAAAGCCGUUGAGAAGGCCAAGAAGAAGCUGAGAAGCUUGAUUGCUAAGAUGAACUGCGCUCAUCUCAGUCUUUGUCUAGCAUGGUACUCAGCUGGAACCUUCGGUGUUAAGACAAAAACCGAUGGGCCCUUUGGUACCAUGAGGUACUCGGCAGAGCUGGCACAUGGCGCUAACAAUGGUCUCGACAUUGCUGUCAGACUCCUUGAGCCCAUCAAGGAGCAGUUUCCCAUCCUCUCCUAUGCUGAUUUCUACCAACUAGCUGGUGUUGUUAGCGUUGCAAUCACUGGUGGUCCUGAGGUUCCUUUCCACCCUAGGAGUGAGCCCAGCAUAGUACUGUAAAUAAAUGUUUGGGAGUGUGAUAAUGAUU